UGUCUUGGUUGUUCAUAUUUCCUGCAAGCAAUUGCCUCAGAUGUGCACUGAGGAGUUGGUCAUUUCAUAUACGCGUCUUUAUGCAUAUUUUCACAAAAUUUUCAUAAAUUUUGUUCUUAUUCAGCGUUCGCUUCCUCGAAGACAUGUUUGGAUUAAGCAAGCAUCAAUCAUCAUCAUCAUAUAUGAUGGAUGUACAAAGCAAACUGAGAUUAGUUCUUGGGUCAGUAAAAGAUCAAGCAUCAAUAAGCAAAGCCAUGAUAUACAGAAAAGAUGGUUAUUUAUCAGACAUAGAAAUCGCUAUUUUACGUGCAACAAGCCAUGAUGAACACCCUAUUGAUGAUAAACAACUUCAUGAAAUCCUUUUUCUUGUAUCAAACUCAUCUCCGUCUUCCAUUUCAAUCCCAUACCUCUCUCAGAAAAUCUCGAAUCGUCUCCGUAAGACCAAGAAUCAUUUCGUUGCACUCAAAAUGCUUUUAUUGGUACACCGUCUGCUCCGUGGUGGUGAUCGUAAGUUUGAACAAGGCUUUCGAAAAUCUCAUCUUAAUGGUCAUCUUGAAAUCUUAAGCCAACACCAUCGCCGCCACCACCACCACCUCAACCAUAAUUAUUUCCUCCAUAAUUAUGCAAGUUUUAUAGAAGAAAGAAUGAGUUGGUUCAUGAACCAAGCUGGAAAGCUUGAACCACAAUAUGAUAAGAACACAACGGAGAUUAAUCUUAAUCUUCGCGGGUUACCGAAGCUUCAACUCUUUCUUGAUCAGGUAUUAAAUUGCUCUUCCGUACUAGAUAUCAUAUCUACUUCUGACAGUCUUACUCGAGCUGCCCUGCAUAAUAUACUAAAAGAGACUUCGCAAGUUUAUAACAACUUCUGUGAUGAAGUUGCAAUUCUUGCGAAUUCGUUUUUCGAUCUCAAGGAUCAUGCGAUACAAGCUCAAGCUCUUAAGUUACUUAAGAAAGCUUGUCGACAGAGUAGUGAACUAUCUGAAUUCUUCCAGAAGUACAAUAGAGUAGUAGGUAGUAGUAGUACUAGUAUGAAACUGGCAUUGAAGUUUCCAACUACUAAAAUUAUCACAAUUGAUCAUGUUUUGGUCAUGGAACAAUAUGUAAAUGACAACAACAUGGGAGAAGUAAGUAGUUCCAUUUCGAUUGUAGACGAUGAUAAAUCGGUUAUAAGUCAUGAAGAUUCUGAAGUUCCUGAGGAAUUAGCCAUUGGUACAUCUUCCACCACUUCUCUAUUCUCAUGUAAAUUGGAGACACAAAUAAGUACAGAAUGGGUAUUGUUUGAUGAUUAGAACUAAUUGAUUGCCUUCAGUACAUGCAUGGAUGAAUGAUUGAUGAUUUUGUUUUACUUUUACCCCCUUUUCAUUCUUUGUUUUUUCGCCACCAGAAACUGGGGAAAUUUUGACAUUGAGAAGAAACCCCAUGGUGUUCUCCUAGUACGUUAUCGACUGUUUUCUACCAUAAAAUUUUCUCGAACACUGAUGAGAUUUUGCCAAACAUAGUCAAGCUAAUUUCACUCCCUGGGCAUACCUGCAACCCAGCGUAAAGAUCCCAGAAUAUACAUCAGAAUGCAUGACACAAGUAUGCAGGGGUUUAGAGGGAAGAAUGAUGCAGAACAUAUAUCGAGUCUUAGCAUCAGAAUGCACGACACAGUUAUGCAGGUUUAGAGGGAAGAAUGAUGAAUGAACUUAUAAUUUUUGUAUUACAUAUAGUCGUGAACUAGGAUCAUCAGCUAUAAUCAUAGUUCGAACUGAUAUGAUGAGCAUGAAUUGUCCCACAUAAGGG
Molecule: messenger RNA, 1782 nt
Organism: Papaver somniferum (opium poppy)
Lineage: Eukaryota; Viridiplantae; Streptophyta; Magnoliopsida; Ranunculales; Papaveraceae
Product: putative clathrin assembly protein At1g33340
Exons: 2
Coding region: 144-1289 (381 amino acids)
Biological process (GO): clathrin coat assembly; clathrin-dependent endocytosis; vesicle budding from membrane
Cellular component (GO): clathrin-coated vesicle; clathrin-coated pit
Molecular function (GO): phosphatidylinositol-4,5-bisphosphate binding; 1-phosphatidylinositol binding; clathrin heavy chain binding
Source: RefSeq, a predicted model, not a curated record